UGGAUGAGUGCAGACACUCUUAGAGUACAGGUUGCUGGCACAGAGUGAUCUGGGUCACUCAGUAAGCCAGACGAAAGGGAACAAUACACAUUUCAGUAUAACCAUGCGGGACAGCAUGACACCAAAAGACUGGAGUCUUUGUGGAUUAGUGGCUGAACAUGAGCUCUCAGUAUCGUGGCCAAAAGGGCUAAAACAGUCCUUAGAUUUAUAAACCAGUGAGGAGGAGAGAUUUUUCAUACCUCUGGGUUUAGCACUGGUAUUGACCUGCUGCUGGAAUACAGUGCCCGUGGGUGAAAAGAAGUUGAUUUUUGCCUUGCGGAGGUCUGGGACUGGGCAGAGGACAGGGAGCAGCAGUAGACUUCAGUCACUGAUGUCUGCUAAGACACUAUAGGGCUGCAUGAAAUCACUUGAGGACAAUCUCCAACUGAGAGAGGGACUGCUACAGAGGCUGAAAAGGGAAGCUGCUUUGCAAUGGUCCAGAGGUCCUGAUUCCUCAGCAGUGUUGGUGAUGGAGCUGAAGGUCUGGGUGGAUGGCAUCCAGAGAGUGGUGUGUGGUGUCUCUGAUCAGACCACAUGCCAGGAGGUGGUCAUUGCUCUGGCACGUGCAAUUGGUCAGACAGGGCGGUACGUCCUCGUCCAGAAGUUGCGGGAGAAGGAGAGGCAGCUCCUCCCGCAUGAGUGCCCAGUGGAGUCUCUAGCUAAGUGUGGCCAGUAUGCCAAUGAUGUGCAGUUCGUCCUGCGGCGGACAGGCCCCAGCCUCACUGAACGGCCGUCCUCAGACAAUGCCGCCCAGGCUCCUGAGAGGACGUUCAUCCGGGCCAGCCUGCCCAUCAAACCCAGGCCAGUGAGCACAGAAGUGCCCAGGUCCAGGGAGCCUAAAAAGUCCAUGACCUUUAACUUGGGCCCUAUGGGCCCCAGCGAUCUGUUUGCCAAGAGCAAGCUGAGGCAGCACAAGAGGGACAAUGCUGAUGUGAAGGACGGUGCCAAUGGGGGCCAGCCCUCCAAGGAUGAGCUGUUUAAGACAGUGCUGCGUCAGCAGGAGCAGCUUUACUCCUUAGAGGUCCAUGGGGAUUCUUUGGAAACGGACCUUAGGUACUGGGAGCGCAGCAGGAGUACCAGCCAGGAGGAUGAGAUCCUUUACCUGGAGCAGCUGGUCAGGCGGAAUGAGAUGGAGCUGGGCGAGGAGGAGUUCUGGCAGAGCGAGCUGCGCCUGGAGAAGGAGUGCGAGAGGGAGCGGCAGGAGAAGGUGAGGAGCCUGCAGGCCACCCUGGAGGAAUACACGCAGAAGAUCCAUGAGCUGACUGCCAAAACAGAGGCCUUGGAAAAGGAGAUCCAGUGGGAGAUAGCUGAGCGGGCCAAGAGAGUGAAGGAAGCACCUGCCCAGGGGCCUAUGGAUCUAGAUGAUGUGGCGGCCAAAAUGAAAAGGGACCUGGAAGCUAAGGUCAAGCAGAGUGCCCAACUGGACAGCAGCCUGACAAACGUGGAGAAGGCCUUGGAAGAGGCUGAAAGGAACCUUCAGGCCCAGAACCAAGAACUGGAGGACUUAAAUAAGGAGCUGAGGCAAUGUAAUUUGCAGCAGUUUAUUCAGCAGACGGGAGCCACGGUGACUGUUCUGCAGUCCAGGUCUGAGGAUGAACCCCAGCUGGAUCAAACUAACCACGAACUGCCAGCCCACCAGAGAAACGGAGGUCAGGACGCAGUUUGGAGACUCCAUUAUUUAACAAGAGGGGGGCUUGCUCUAAGAUCUGCUGCUACGCUGGGCCGAAAUCCUGCUUUUUUAAAACCCUCCUCCCUCCACUUCAGCUAUUGUCUGCCUUCCCAGGACUUCCCUACCAAGUUAUCUGUAGCUAUGUCAUCACCUGCCAGCCACUUCCUAUCUGAUUCCUUCAAUGCUGGCUGUAACUAAGGCACUGAAGCUGGAUGAAUGCAAGCAAAGUAAUUCUGUAGUCAUACAUACCGAAGAGGGUAACCAGGGCUCAUGUUUUCAGGGUCAACCAACCACAGGGCUCAGGAAUAGACUUCUACUCACCUCCCAGUAGCCAGGUGCAAAUCUGCCUUGUGGUUACAUUCGCUCACUUAUGUUAAAACACUGGGGUCUAGAGUUUAGCUUGCUACAAGGGUACAAAGUCUUUGUACUCCUCUCCUGGAGGACAGGAUGGUUUUUACAGAGCUAAUCAGCUGGAUUAUUUCAAACCCCUGUACAUUAAAGCCAGACCUUGACAUCCACAUUUAAACACCAGGCUGCUUCUGCUUCAAAAGGUGCUUCUCCCAUUGGCCUCAAUGAGGAUUGGGCUUGGCCUUCCUGGCCAUUGGGUUACAUCUGCUGAGGUGCCAAAAUCCAUAUUUAGGAACCUGAGUGUAGGCCCCAGGGUUGAAAAUGUGUCUAGAAGAGGCCUGAGUUGGUAAAUGCAGGUGACUGGAUCAUGGCCAAGUCUUGCUACUACAUUUGCCUUUGAACAUGUGUUACGGAGCCUGGUUGUGGCUUGUCAUCAGAGAAACUAAAGAGGGUCAUGCCCUCCUGGUCCCUUGUAUCAGUUCCUUGGGAAGGGGUAAUUGCUGAGGUGAUCACCUGGGGCUUCUCUCAAACUCUGUGACUGAGAGGCAUGUAGUGUAUUCGUUCCUCCUUCCCUUUGGUCCCUCUUUCUGAGAGAGCUGAGGAGAGUAUCCAGAAAGACUGUGUGGCCAUUACUAGUUCUCCUUUGGGUCAGGAGCCCAUCUACCUGCAUUGGACCUUAGCACCUCAGCUUGCACAUGGGCAAGUGCAUCUCUGGAUGUCAGUAAGCGUAUUAAUCUGGGCAGAGAAACAACUGGUUGAGAAACGAAGUUACCUUUGGUGACAAACUGUGCUAGUCACCACAGCUAGACGGACUGCAGCGUUUCUUCCCCUUCCCCACCACCAGCUAGACAAACUGCUAGCUGGAGGUGCGGAAGGAAAAGAAAUGCAGCACAGCAUCAGUGUUAAACUCACCCUAUGCCCUGAACCAGAUCCAGACCAGGUGGCUUCUUGUGGGCUGGAUCUUGGACCUGAAAGCAGUGGAGCAAGUGGUGGCAGAGGCAUUACAGGCGGUGGCAGCAGCCAUGGGGCCUUCAUUUGACACCUGCUGCUGACAGCCGUACCCAGUGGGGACCAGUAACCCCAGAUUCUGUGGUAGUCCCCUCCCCUGAAUUUCCCAGCCCACCAGGAGCCCCACAGGCUGGAGGGAACAGUUCUGUGGGCUGGAUCUGGCCCAUAGGCUUUGUGUCUGACACUUCAGCCAUAAGGAACACUUAAUUGGGAAUCAGCUGAAAUGGCAGCUCUGUAAAUACGAUGCAAAUAUCCCUCUGAUCUGCACAGCUUCGCUGAUGCCCUCACACUGGUGUCUGUCCACACUGGUUGAGAAUCUGGGCCCUGUAGGUCUUAAACAUGUGCCACCAGCCCUACAACCAGACUGGUGUCUCUUAGAUGUGGGUUGUGCUGUACCUUGUUUUAGGAUCAGUGCGCUCUGCCUCUUUUUACUGGAAACCUGGUGUUGCAAGACAGUGAUGGGGCCUUUCAUUAAGGAAAUGCCGGAUAUGGGAGAGAAGCCUCUUUCCUUGAGUCAUCUGGUCUUGGGGGUGGAUAUCUUCUCCCCUCCCUUGCCCCUCCUAAAAACAACCCUAGGGAAGAAGAGCAUGCUUGAGAGAGCUUUUGAUUCUAAAGCCAAGUGCAGAGGCCUGAACUCAAGGGGUUGAAGAGCACUUUGGUGGGCAUGAAGGAAGCUGGAGCACUCACAGAGUGUGUUGUGUGUGGCUGGUAAAGCAAAGAGAAGCACAGGCAGGUGGGGGCCAGGUUGCUGUUCAGAACAGGCGAAGCUCUUUAUAUAGCUGUCAGAUCUGAGAGCAAGCGGUGCGUGGAUAUCUACAUAACUUCCACCAUCACUCGCCAGAUCUUAGCCAAGGAGCACUGCCACUGACAGAUCGUGGGGGUGUCUGGAGCUCCACAUGCUGACUACUCAAAACUGCAGUGUGGGGCAGCUGGAAAACCUGCGCUGACUGCACCAUAAGGGAGAAAACUCCAGACCUAUGAGGAACUUUGUCUUGGGUAGAACGGCUAAGAUUGCCUAACACCAAUGGCUGUGUAAGGGGACAGAGAAGAGUGGAGUAGGAAUUAUUCCCUGGGAUCUCAGCUGACUUGGGUGCAGAUGGGGUGGUUGGGGAGGGAGAAGAGGAAGGACAAAUGGUGCAUGUGUAACAAAGGAGUUGGCCAUUCAUUCCUCCAAUAUCAGUUUCCUGCAUUAGGAGCUUGGACUUCAAGGCAGCUCCGAGCUAGCUAUGUGAUGUUUUUGAAUGGGUUAUAGAGGUGACCAUCAAGCUCUCCUAAGAUGGGUCCAAGUAGCUCUUCCUCCACAGAAACCUAAGGGUAUGGCUUCACUGCUGUGAACUCAAGGUAGUAUACAUGUACCCAUGGCAGAGGUCCCCAAGUGAACAAGACAGAAGCCAAGAGGGAAGCAAUAGCAGCAUGAAGCUUGCUUGGCACAGACUGCAAAGCCUGUUUGAAAUGCUGGUAUGUGCCUGGGCAAUUGGCCAGUGCUGAACUGUGUGUGGCCCUGGCUACCCUGCUAGUGCUCAUGCUCAAAGCUCUUUUGGGGACACCCCCAUGAGCAUCCAUGUGACUGCACCUUAGGGGUGGGGGGGAGCCCCUUCUCUACCCUCUUAUGAUUGGGAAGAGUUUGUGUCUCCAGGCCUGGCCCACGUGUCCCUUUUGCUGUGGCCUCCCGGCAGACGGGGCUGGCAGGCUCAGAGAAGGCUUGCAGAGCCGGCUCCCACGUGACGACUCAUGUGCGAAACGUUUCUCGUCCCUAGGCCUUCUCCAUCCCAGCACAGACUCGCCUCCCCGGCCAACUGCCAAGCAAUUCCUCGGCAAUCCACGGAACCUGCAGAACCCGCUGGUGUCCA
Messenger RNA from Gavialis gangeticus (Gharial), 4914 nucleotides. RefSeq names its product Ras association domain family member 7 (gene RASSF7). The transcript is spliced from 4 exons. The record is from RefSeq and is a predicted model, not a curated record. Gene Ontology annotation, biological process: signal transduction. NCBI's taxonomy places the organism in Eukaryota, Metazoa, Chordata, Crocodylia, Gavialidae. The coding region runs from base 398 to 1906 and encodes 502 amino acids.